Molecule: messenger RNA, 1297 nt
Organism: Plodia interpunctella (Indianmeal moth)
Lineage: Eukaryota; Metazoa; Arthropoda; Insecta; Lepidoptera; Pyralidae
Exons: 4
Coding region: 196-1188 (330 amino acids)
Biological process (GO): regulation of mitochondrial fission; protein polyubiquitination
Cellular component (GO): mitochondrial outer membrane
Molecular function (GO): zinc ion binding; ubiquitin protein ligase activity
Source: RefSeq, a predicted model, not a curated record
ACGAUACGACGGACGUGACACGGAAACAGCUGUACAUAUUUGUAUUGUAUUAAAAUUGCAAAUUAUUGAAAAGACUAAUUUACAGAUAGCUUAUUUGUUAUAAAAAAUAGUGUUGAGACUGCAAUUGCUGUCAUUACUUGGUGAUAGUGUAUAUAAAUAGCGUCAGUGUUUUUUAUUGUGGAUACGCAGUUUGUCAUGUCAAGUGAAAAGUCUGUACCACAAGAAACAAGUAUGGGUAUGGGGAGUUCACAAUCGCAAGCCCUUCAGACCGCAGACGACGAUAAUUUGAAGUCAUGUUGGGUGUGCUUCGCCACGGAGGCCGACGACAAAUUGGCGGCCUGGGUGCAGCCUUGCAAAUGUAUUGGAACCACUAAAUGGGUCCAUCAGAGUUGCCUCCAGCGCUGGGUCGACGAGAAACAACGAGGGAACAUAACCAGAAAAGUGCUCUGUCCACAAUGCAAAGCGGAAUACAUAGUUGUGUUCCCGUCCAUGGGCGCUUUCGUGGCCUUACUCGACGCCGUUGAAGAGAUCACCCACAAAAUAUGCCCAUUCAUCGCCGGAGGAGUCCUUUUAGGGUCCAUUUACUGGAUUGCUAUUACUUACGGAGCAGUAACUGUUAUGCAGGUGGUCGGGCACCGGGAAGGCCUGGAGAUGAUGGAGUCUGCUGACCCGCUGGUCUUGCUGGUCCUACUGCCCACCAUUCCGGUCACACUCAUCAGCGCCAAGAUGUACAACUGGGAGGACUCCGUGCUGCUCUUCCUGAGGAAGUACUGCGCGAAGAUACCUGCACUGGCUUACAUAUUGCCUUUUGGAGGAGUGGAAGGCGACAGAGGCGCCAUAGUGUCAGGUCAGAACAACAGCCAGAAUCCAAACGGCAACUCUCACCUCUCUCCAACGCGAAUAUUCUGCUCAGCCCUCCUCCUACCAACCAUCUCCACAAUCAUCGGCAAGAUAUUCUUUCGAUCCAUACAAAACAACCUACACAGAACCAUCCUAGGCGGUCUAACAUACAUAACUAUAAAAGGCGCUCUCAAAAUAUACCACAAACAAAUGCUAUAUAUAAGACAUUCCAGUCGAAAGAUACUUGACUACACCGAGUCGAAUUUGAAGCUUUAUAGGACUGUGACUACCACCAAUACUUCGGACGCGGUGUCCAGCACGAGAGAUGACACGGAGCAAACGGUUUAGAUCGCAUACACGUAUGAGUAUUGUUGUAUACGUAUUGUAAAUAAAGGAAUUAGGAUGAUUUGAAGGAUUUACGCCUAUGACAAUGUUGUAUGGUAAAAUGGGACGAGAU